GUCUUCCUGUUCAUUGCGCUGCCAGGAAUGGACAUCUGGAAGUAGUCAAGUAUCUACUAGAUCUCCAACCCGACACGAUCUCUGCAAAGAACAAUAAUGGGAGGACUCCUCUUGGUGAAGCAGUGUGCGCUGGGGAAGCAGGCUGUGUACCUUACUUGCUGGACAUCACCUGGGCUAUGCUUCCAUACGAUGAGGCCAAGGAGAUCGUGGAGGAAGUCGAGAGAAUAGCUGAAAAGAAGGAAAGAAUGCCAAUAUUGGACUUGGUCAAGACCAGCUUGACAUGUGCAGAGUUUGGUAUUGUGCGCUACAACCAUCCUACUGAACUGAUUACCAAUGUGUGUGGAGCAGAAGGUUCAGGAAAAUCUACCUUCAUUGCAUCCUUUACAGCAAAAGGUUUCUUCAAUAAACUACUACGCAAGGAGCAUCAACCGGACAUGAAGGCAAAAGAUUUAGCAUCCCCAACAAAGGGAAUUGAAGAAACCAUGUGCAAGCAUUCGCAGGUGAACGUGCGUUUUCGCGACUUUGCAGGCCACGACCAUUAUUCUGCGUCACACGACUUAUUUGCUGUUGCCAUGACAGCACCAUCUGUUGCCACGAUCGUGGUGGAUGGCACAGAGUCGGUUGAAGAGAUCACGAAACGUGUCAGUGCAACUGCUGCUAGUUAUGCGUGUAGACAAUCAACAUCUGAUGAUGGUUCUGAACUGGAUGGCCAACAGCAGCAACCAUUGCCAAUGCAGCUGCAGUCGCAAUUACACACACAACAGGCAGGUGGGCACCAGCGGAAACUAGACGUUGUGGCUAUUGCUACACGUGCAGAUCUGCUUACUCCUUUCCAACGCAACCAAGUAGAAAGGGCCGUUGUGGAAGGGAUGAAAUCAUGUUCACAGCGUUUGGAGCUUGCCUUUGUGAGAGUAGUUGAUGCCAGAAAUUCCAGCAGUUCCAGUAUGAACGAGCUGAGGAGAGCAUUCCUACACUUGGUGCACAAAGUACUGGCGGUAAGAGCUAUGGACACAGUCGCAGCUACAGAGUCAUCCUUAUCCGAAACAUGCCAAGCGGCCGUACCAGGAAGCAUAGCUGAGGCAGCAGCAGCCACAGCAACACCUACUGUCUCUGUGGCAGAUACAGUGUCGUCCACAGUAGGCGCUACGGCAGAUACUGUGACACAUGAAGCAGCCGCUACGACCACACUCGCAGACAACUUGGCGCACACAGUAGCCGCUACGGCAGAAGUCACAGCAGUCGCUACAGGAACAGUCGCAGACACAAUGAUGCAAACAGCAAGAGCCAUGGACACAGUCACAGCUAGAGAGUCAUCCACAUCAGAAACAUGUCAAGUGGCCGUAACAGGAAGCACAGCUGAGGCAGCAGCAGCCACAGCAACACCUACGGUCUCUGUGGCAGAUACAGUGUCGUCCAAAGUAGCCGCUAUGGCAGAAGUCCCAGCAGCCGCUACAGGAACAGUCGCAGACACAAUGCCGCAAACGGCAACGGCCAUGGGCACAGUCGCAGCUACAGCGUCAUCCACAUCAGAAACAUGCCAAGCGGCCGUAGCAGGAAGCACAGCUGAGGCAGCAGCAGCCACAGCAACACCUACGGUCUCUGUGGCAGAUACAGUGUCGUCCACAGUAGCCGCUACGGCAGAAGUCACAACAGCCGCUACAGCAACAGUCGCAGACACAAUGAUGCAAACGGCAACAGCCAUGGACACAGUCGCAGCUAGAGAGUCAUCCACAUCAGAAACAUGCCAAGUGGCCGUAACAAGAAGCACAGCUGAGGCAGCAGCACCCACAGCAACACCUACGGUCUCUGUUGCAGAUACAGUGUCGUCCACAGUAGCCACUACAGCAGAAGUCACAGCAGCCGCUACAGGAACAGUCGCAGACACAAUGAUGCAAAUGGAAACCGCCAUGGACACAGUCGCAGCUAGAGAGUUAUCCACUUCGAAAACAUCCCAAACGGCCGUAACAGGAAGCACAGGACCCGCGGAGGCAGUUGUCGAUUUGGCCGGCCAUACCACAGCCUUCCAUGCUUUGUCCGCGGUAUGGAGAGGACGCCUGACCACCUCAGCUGCCAACACUCGUUGGUGGUCAAAGAGUUGGUCCGGUGAUGCCCUGGCUAACCGCAUCGGUUCCGCCGCACCCGUAACUCUUCUGCUUUUAACCAAUGCUGAAACAGCAGCAGCAGACACAGCAGGUCAUGCAGACUACGAGGCAGAUGCAGUUGCACCCGCAGCAGCCACUACAGCAGCAGUCGCAGACACAACAGCAGCAGCCAUGGGCACAGCCGCAGCUAGAGAGUCAUCCACAUCAGAAACAUGCCAAGCGGCUGUAACAGGAAUCAUAGACAAUCCGUUCGACACUGGUACUUUCACUAGUCGCAUACUUCCAAAGUUAUGCGAAAUACCCUGUGCAAUGUUUCGCAGGAGUGUUCAGAAGCAGGGUCUACUGCACAGUAUGGCAGAAAUCAAUGAAUUGAUGCGCACAGAAAAGUACGAGCCAGUAGAAAACCAUAAUUUCAAGAUCAUCGGAUACAUCCAUCCUGGAGGAGUGGAUUCCUACAAAAAGCUCUGUGCAGCCAUCAAAGGCCUGAAGUAUGAAGUUUUGUACAGAGAGAUGAUCAUACUGCUUCCUGCUGUCCGUCAGCCUAGAGAUGAUUGACCCACACUGGCUGCUCACAGUGCUACGAGUUUAUGAUGUGGAUGAUCAUCAUCGUCAGUGACAGCAGCAUCACCAGUACCAGCCACAGCAGCAGCAGCAGCAACAACAAAAACAGCAACAGCAGAAGUAGCAGCAGCAACAGCAGCAACAGUAGUAGCAGCAGCACAAGCAUACUCGUGACCUAAUUCUCAGGUACACCACUUUGUGUGUUUCCUGCUCUGGCGCAACUAUGUACACACACUGUACAACUAUGUACACACACUGUACAACUAUGUACACACACUGUACAACUAUGUACACACACUGUACAACUAUGUACACACACUGUACAACUAUGUACACACACUGUACAACUAUGUACACACACUGUACAACUAUCUGCUGAGCUAGUGGUUGCGGAAGCAGGUGUUCUUGCCAUUUAAUAGCUCUAUUGCUACCCUUUGUUAUUUUUUCUUCCUGCCAUUUAUUUCCUUUCCUCCUACGCUGCUUUCCUUCCAUAUUCGCCUUUAUGUCAUUGGGCCAGUACAGGUUUGAUUGUACAACUAUGUACUGUACACACACUGAACAAGGCAGAGGAGAUUUGUUUUUUCCGUUUGGUUUUCGAUACGAGAAAUAAUCUUCGCUCAUUUGUUCAGUUGCAUAAUAUUUCUGCAUAAUAUUUCUGCAUUUUUUAUUUUUUUCUCUUAUCUCAGUAGUUGUUGCAGUUAUGCUAGGGUUUACCGGGUGUUAGCGGCCGUCGUGAGUUCCCUUCGGGAACGGACACGAUGAUUUACUUUUUUUUCACUUUUUAUCAUCCUAGUCAACCUGGGACAACUUCAGUAGACCAUAUUUGUAAGUGGAUUGAUCAAGAUCUGCCUCCACUGUUCCGUACAUUCUAAAUUCUCUCGGCUGGAGAUCUGUUCUCUGUUCUGCCUCUUGGGCCUUCAAACUGCAUUUACGGCUACGUAAUGGUGUUUAGAUUGGCGUGUGAGCAACACUGGCUCACACUCAAUCACUGCUUUUCUCAAAUUUAUUUAAGAAAAAAAUUCAAUUCCACGUUUCGGUCAUAAAAUAACCAUCAUCAGGAAAUGGUGGUGUUUGUUUGUUUAGCUCUAUUUUUACUUCACCAUAAGCACAGGCAAAAUCUGCCUUCUCACUGUGUUCAUGACGGUAACACAACACAGAAGUGUCACUGCUGCUGUUUGUGGAGCACUUUUCACAGUGUGUUUCUUUGUGUUAUUUCUUGCUGUUUCCUGCUUCCUCUUCUGUCCUUUUUGCUAGCCACUGCCAUAAGCCAUCGGCUGAUUAUCUUUUUUUCCUUCUCUGCUACAUUAGAUAUGUAGACCGUCAAUUUUAUGUUUCAAACUCCAUGUUGUUGUCUCUCCUCCCCUCCCCCCCCCCCCCACACACACACACUCACACCCAUCAUUCCCAUCCCGUACCCAACCCCACGCAUACACACUACACCACGCCUCUACAUUAUCGUGCUAUUGUUUUCAUUGAGUAGUCUUGGUCAUGCUAAUUACAAUAGAAAUCCCCUCCUGCUCUCCCACAUCUCUAUUUCAUCUCUCUUUACAAGUCAUGUUCCCUCUAGUAUUAAACUAUUAUUCUCAGGAGAGAGUAGUGUUUGGUUAUAAUAUUUUUCGAUCUUUUUUGAUUUUCCCUCUAACGAAAAUGACUGUUAGUAACGAUAGGGUAAUUUUAGAUGUUUUGCGAGAGUUGGCAGUCUCGGAGGGCCGGCUGUCAGUGAUUUGGAGAUGAUGUUGGACAGGACACUGCCCAUGUAUUCUCCUGGCAUGUUUUUUUUGUUUUGUCACAGGUGUUAUAUUGUUUUGGUUUUUACAUUGAUUUUGUAUGUGGAAACAAGGGGAUUACGGAUUUUUGACUCUUUCCUCUACCAAAUGCCACUGUUUACACAUGUAUUUGUUUUCAUUUUUUGGUGUUGUGUUCUAGUCAUUCAUCAUGCCACCGUGAAUUGUAUUCUGUUUGCCCGUAAAAGAGGCGUGUGUUUUAUUGA
This is a messenger RNA of Sycon ciliatum, 4653 nucleotides long. Its product is annotated as mucin-5B-like. Lineage: Eukaryota; Metazoa; Porifera; Calcarea; Leucosolenida; Sycettidae. Bases 177 to 2657 code for a protein of 826 amino acids. The transcript has 13 exons. The record is from RefSeq and is a predicted model, not a curated record.